This is a messenger RNA of Knipowitschia caucasica, 315 nucleotides long. Lineage: Eukaryota; Metazoa; Chordata; Actinopteri; Gobiiformes; Gobiidae. The record is from the annotation of a GenBank genome assembly.
AUGUUUGCUCUGGUGCUGGUGCUGGGGCCUCUGGUGCUGCCGGAGUACUCCAUCCAUGGGCUCUUCUGCAUCAUGUUCCUCUGUGCUCAGGAGUGGCUGACGGUGGGCCUCAACAUCCCCCUGCUCUUCUACAACACAUGGAGGUACUUCCAUUCCCCCACCGACACCAAGGAGCUGCUGUACGACCCGGCGUCGGUCAUGAACGGAGACACGCUCAAGUUCUGCCUGAAGGAGGCCUGGUGCAAGCUCUCCUUCUUCGUCCUGUCCUUCUUCUACUACCUGUACUGUGUGUGGAACCUGGAUAUUUCCCUCUAA